This is a messenger RNA of Durio zibethinus, 2364 nucleotides long. NCBI's taxonomy places the organism in Eukaryota, Viridiplantae, Streptophyta, Magnoliopsida, Malvales, Malvaceae. The record is from RefSeq and is a predicted model, not a curated record.
AUGAACAAGACUGAAGAUUUACAUCUGGAUCAACUUAAAGGCAUCAAGAAUGUACUUGCUGAGUUAAAUAAUGGAGAAGAUUUUCCACAUUUAAAGAAACUUCACAUCCAAAAUGGUCGGGAGGUCCAAUAUAUCGCAACAGAGAAAAUUAAGCUUUCUCAAUUGCAGUCCAUGACACUUCAAGGUCUGCCACAGCUCAUCAACUUUUGCUCUCAAGACAAUAGGUGUUCCACAUCCCAACAGGAGGGAAACACGAACUCUGAGCCCUUGCCACUUUUCAAUACACAGUUUGUGUUACCUUACUUGGAAAGCCUGCGAUUGUCCUCAAUUAACCUCAAAAGAAUAUGGCACAGCCAGCUUUCAGAGACAUGUUAUGUUGUUCCGAAUUUAACGAGAUUGAACAUUGAGGGCUGUGACAACUUGGAAUAUCUAUUAUCGCCCUCUAUUGCUAGAAGUCUGGUGCAGCUCAAACACUUUAAGAUAGGGAAAUGCAUGUGCUUAAGAGAUGUAAUAUCUACAGACGGAAUAGAAGAAGAAAAGAAAGCUGUGAUUUGUUUACCUCGAUUAGGCUCCCUGGAGAUAAAGAAUCUUCACAAUCUCAUCAAAUUCUGCUCAGGAAAUUAUAAUAUUGAGUUCCCAUCCUUGAAAGUGCUGACGAUUGACAACUGUCCUAAAUUAGGAGAAUUUAUUAGUGAAAAUAAAAUGGAGGGGAACCAUCAUUCCAGUACACAAGCUUUCUUCAAUGAGAAGGCGGCAGUUCCUAGCUUGAAAAGCAUGAGAAUCUCCCACUUGAGAAAUGUGAAGAAGAUAUUUCAUAACGAACUUCUAGCUGGUUCCUUCUGUAAAUUAGAAGAAAUGACAGUUGAAAACUGUGAUGAGUUAUUGACUGUUUUUUCAUCUACUAUAGUCGGAGUAUUUAGCUGUCUGGAAAAGCUUAGAGUGAACGAUUGUGAUUCACUAGAACAGAUAUUUGAGGUUGGAGGGUUAAGUAUCACAGAAACACACGCUGUAGAUUGCCAACUAAGAGAAUUGUACAUUUCCGACCUACCAGAACUGAAGCAUGUUUGGAACGAUCCCCUUGGAAUUCUUGCAUUUCAAAGUCUACGAAAAGUAAAUGUAUGGCGAUGUCCGAGUCUAAAAAAUCUAUUUCCAGCGUCUACAGCCAAAGAUCUUCCUCAACUUGAAUUUCUAACAGUGAGUAUUUGUGGGGUGGAGGAGAUUGUAUCGGCAGGGGAAGGAUUGGAGAAGCCUCUUAGGUUUAAGUUUCCUCAAUUGUCUUCCCUGCAGCUUACAUACCUGAAUGAGCUCAAAUGUUUCUACCCAGGGCAACACACGAUAGUUUGGCCGAUGUUGAAAAAGAUGGAUACAGAUUAUUCAACUUUACUAAAGAUAGUAGCUUCCGAACGUCUUAGCAUCCAAGAAUUGAAUGGGAAUGACCAACGAGAAUCCACAAUUCGACGGCCAUUUUUCUUGGUUGAAGAGGUCAUUCCCAAAUUAGAGGAACUGCAGUUAGAAAAAAUUGAUGAUAUUGCAAUGAUAUGUGAUGGCCAGUUUCCAGCAGAAUUUUUUCACCAUCUAAAAGUUCUUGUGCUGGUUGGUUCCGUAAUUAGUGGAUCUGCUAGUUUUCCAUUUACUUUCUUCCAAAUAUUCUACAAUCUGGAAAUUGUUCAAUUUUUUAGCAGCGACUUCAAAUAUCUAGUCUCGUGUGAAGGAAAUGUUGCUGGGAAGGCAGAUGCUGCGACACUCCUUACUCGAAUUAGAAAGUUAAAAUUGAAUUUUUCUGAAAAUCUUACACAUAUAUGGAAGAAAGAUUCAGUGCUGGCCCACAUUCUUCCUAAUCUUGAAACUCUUGAGGUCCUGGAAUGUAAUGAUUUGAUAAGUUUGGGAUCCUCACCCUCAGCAUCUUUUCAAACUCUCACAACUUUGAAAGUGCAAUCGUGCAACAUGAUGAUAAACUUGGUUACACCUUCAGUAGCCCAGAAUCUGGGUGUUUUAAGCACCCCACGACUACAAAGAGUAAAAGAGUCGCGUUAUCAUCACAAGGGGCGUUGGACUGGUGACCUUAAUAUCACCAUACAACAGUUGUACUCAGAAAAGGUUGGAUACCAUGGCAUAUAUGAUUUCAAAUUCUCAGACACAUUUCCCGAGUUGAUGGAAAUAUGGAAUACCAACCCUCAAGAAAUUUUGGACUUCAAAAACCUUAGCAGAGUGGAAUUUUGUAAUUGUAGCAGCUUGAAAUACAUAUUUACACUCUCUAUGGCUUUGAGCCUCAAGCAACUUUUCCGUUUAGAAGUAAAAGAAUGCAGUACAAUGGAAGAAGUCAUCGUGGAGCAGGGCGUUGAGGAGGAACCAACGAACAGAUAA